GGAGGAGAACUGUUUGUAAACAACAGUUCUCCUGCCUGUUAGCUCGUUCACGCUACUUUGGAUGGCUGUGCACAGCACAGCCAUGCAAAGCAGUGUGCUUACAGUGAAGCACAUGGACACAGCUUAUAGUAAAACAGCACAGAGUUUACCGUUUGAUCGCCCCUCCUUGCCAUUAGUCCAGUGUCAGUGUUUUUUUUUCUUCUUUUUUAUAGAACUAAUCACUGUAUUGGUGUCGCUGGGGAUGUCAUUGACACCAAGUCAGUUCCCUCCAGUGUCAGAAUGCCCGCCGCAGUCCCCCUAUAAGUCUCUGAUCUCUACCAUUACUAGUAAAAAUUAAAA
Messenger RNA from Staurois parvus, 339 nucleotides. The record is from the annotation of a GenBank genome assembly. Lineage: Eukaryota; Metazoa; Chordata; Amphibia; Anura; Ranidae.